GCUCCAGGGGCUGCAUUGAGUUUUCUCUGCCUGGGUCCGGUUUUCUCAGGCUUGGUUUUUUAAUUCCCCCGGUUUCCUGUUCCGGAGGUGCGGGCUGCACCGCUGUCUUGGUGCUGCUGCGGUGUUAACCUGUCUUGGCUGGGACGAAGACCUGGAUCUGAGAGCCUUUCGUAGGCUGCCCUGCCGUGAAGGACACAGAAAUGACUGUCAAUCAGACCCUGCCAUCGAGGAGCUGCUAGUCUGCAGGAGCUAGCCGUGUGCACACAGGACUAUACUGUGUGGCAGUCUGGGAGCUUGUAAUCCCUGUGGAAGAGGUGAUGUUUCAGGGUGGUUCUGCAUGAUGCAAGGCAGUGCACGCUUCUCCCUUUUUUCACCUCCAUCAAAGCCAUAGAAUGUCGUUCCACCCAGGACGAGGUUGUCCGCGAGGACGAGGAGGGCAUGGAGCCAGGCCCUCGGCAGCGCCCACCUUCAGGCCCCAAAAUCUGAGACUGCUUCACCCUCAGCAGCCCCCCGCGCAGUAUCAAUAUGAACCUCCCAGCGCCCCUUCCACCACCUUCUCCAACUCGCCAGCCCCCAAUUUUCUGCCUCCACGGACAGACUUUGUACCCUUCCCACCACCCAUGCCCCCUUCCACACAAGGCCCCCUGCCCCCGUGUCCCGUCAGCAGGCCGCCUUUUCCCAACCACCAGAUGAGACACCCUUUUCCGGUACCACCAUGUUUCCCUCCCGUGCCACCUCCCAUGCCCUGCCCCAGCAAUCCCCCGGUUCCCGGAGCUCCUCCCGGACAGGGCACGUUCCCCUUCAUGGUGCCCCCGCCCUCUGUGCCCCAUCCCCCACCCCCUCCAGUCAUGCCACAGCAGGUGAAUUACCAGUACCCACCAGGGUACUCACACCACAACUUCCCACCACCCAACUUUAAUAGCUUCCAGAACAGCCCAAGCUCUUUCCCGCCCAGUGCUAGCAACAGCAGCAGCCCGCAUUUCCGGCACCUCCCUCCCUACCCACUCCCAAAGGCUCCCAGUGAGAGGAGAUCCCCGGAAAGGCUCAAGCACUACGAAGGUCACAGGCACCGAGACCACAGCCAUGGGCGAGGCGAGAGGCAUCGGUCCCUGGAUCGGCACGAGCGAGGCCGCAGCCCCGAAAGACGAAGGCAAGAUGGCCGUUACAGAUCUGACUACGACCGGGGGAGGACACCACCUCGCCAUCGAAGCUACGAGCGUAGCAGAGAGCGGGAACGAGAGAGACACAGGCACCGGGACAGCCGAAGAUCACCAUCUCUGGAAAGGUCCUACAAAAAAGAGUAUAAGAGAUCUGGAAGUCGCUCCCCCAGUAGGGAGAAGAAGAAAGCACGUUGGGAGGAAGAAAAAGACAGAUGGAGUGACAACCAGGGUGCUGGCAAAGAGAAGAACUAUACAUCAAUCAAGGAGAAGGAGCCAGAGGAGACCGUGCCUGACAAAAAUGAGGAGGAGGAAGAAGAGCUUCUUAAGCCUGUGUGGAUACGAUGCACCCACUCAGAAAACUACUACUCCAGUGACCCCAUGGAUCAGGUGGGAGAUUCUACUGUGGUUGGAACAAGUAGGCUCCGUGAUUUAUAUGACAAAUUUGAAGAAGAGCUGGGGAGCAGGCAAGAAAAGGCCAAAGCCGCCAGACCGCCGUGGGAACCUCCGAAGACGAAGCUAGAUGAAGAUUUAGAGAGCUCCAGUGAGUCGGAAUGUGACUCUGACGAGGACAGCACCUGUCCCAGCAGCUCGGACUCGGAAGUGUUUGACGUCAUUGCUGAGAUCAAGCGCAAGAAGGCCCACCCUGACCGACUUCACGAUGAGCUGUGGUACAACGACCCAGGCCAGAUGAACGAUGGGCCGCUCUGCAAGUGCAGCGCAAAAGCCAGGCGCACAGGAAUUCGGCACAGCAUUUAUCCUGGGGAAGAGGCCAUCAAGCCCUGCCGCCCUAUGACCAACAAUGCUGGCAGACUUUUCCACUAUCGGAUUACAGUCUCACCUCCCACAAACUUUCUGACCGACAGGCCAACAGUUAUAGAAUAUGAUGAUCACGAGUAUAUCUUUGAAGGAUUUUCUAUGUUUGCGCAUGCCCCCUUGACCAAUAUUCCACUGUGUAAAGUCAUCAGAUUCAACAUCGACUACACGAUUCAUUUCAUUGAAGAGAUGAUGCCGGAGAAUUUUUGUGUGAAAGGACUUGAACUCUUUUCACUGUUCCUAUUCAGAGAUAUUUUGGAAUUGUAUGACUGGAAUCUUAAAGGUCCUUUGUUUGAAGACAGCCCUCCCUGCUGCCCACGGUUUCAUUUCAUGCCACGUUUUGUACGGUUUCUUCCAGAUGGAGGGAAGGAAGUGCUGUCCAUGCACCAGAUUCUGCUCUACCUCCUGCGCUGCAGCAAGGCCCUGGUGCCGGAAGAGGAGAUUGCCAACAUGCUGCAGUGGGAGGAGCUCGAGUGGCAGAAAUACGCAGAGGAGUGUAAAGGCAUGAUUGUCACCAACCCUGCCACGAAACCAAGCUCUGUCCGCAUCGACCAACUGGAUCGUGAGCAGUUCAACCCUGAUGUGAUUACAUUUCCGAUCAUCGUGCACUUCGGGAUACGCCCUGCACAGUUGAGUUAUGCAGGAGACCCACAGUACCAGAAACUGUGGAAGAGCUAUGUGAAGCUUCGCCACCUUCUUGCAAAUAGUCCCAAAGUGAAGCAGACUGACAAACAGAAGCUGGCCCAGAGGGAGGAAGCACUCCAGAAAAUCCGACAGAAGAAUACAAUGAGGCGAGAAGUGACUGUGGAGCUAAGUAGCCAAGGAUUUUGGAAAACGGGCAUCCGCUCUGAUGUGUGUCAGCAUGCCAUGAUGCUGCCUGUUUUGACCCAUCAUAUACGCUACCACCAAUGCCUGAUGCAUCUGGACAAGCUGAUAGGUUAUACUUUCCAAGAUCGUUGUCUGUUACAGCUGGCCAUGACUCAUCCAAGUCAUCAUUUAAAUUUUGGGAUGAAUCCUGAUCAUGCCAGGAAUUCGUUGUCUAACUGUGGAAUUCGGCAGCCCAAAUAUGGAGACAGAAAAGUUCACCACAUGCACAUGCGGAAGAAAGGAAUUAACACCUUAAUAAAUAUUAUGUCACGCCUUGGCCAAGAUGACCCAACUCCUUCAAGGAUCAAUCACAACGAGCGGUUGGAGUUCCUUGGUGAUGCUGUAGUGGAAUUCCUGACCAGUGUCCAUUUGUACUAUUUGUUUCCAAGUCUGGAAGAAGGAGGAUUGGCAACCUACCGAACUGCCAUCGUUCAGAACCAGCACCUUGCCAUGCUCGCCAAGAAACUUGAAUUGGAUCGAUUUAUGCUGUAUGCUCAUGGCCCUGACCUGUGUAGGGAAUCGGACCUUCGACAUGCCAUGGCUAAUUGCUUUGAAGCACUCAUAGGAGCUGUUUACUUGGAGGGAAGCCUGGAGGAAGCCAAGCAGUUAUUUGGACGCUUACUCUUUAAUGAUCCGGACCUGCGCGAAGUCUGGCUCAAUUAUCCUCUCCACCCACUCCAACUACAAGAGCCAAAUACCGACCGACAACUUAUUGAAACGUCUCCAGUUCUGCAGAAACUCACUGAGUUUGAAGAAGCAAUUGGAGUGAUUUUCACUCAUGUCCGACUGCUAGCAAGGGCAUUCACACUGAGAACUGUGGGAUUUAACCAUCUGACCCUAGGCCACAACCAGAGGAUGGAAUUCCUGGGAGACUCCAUAAUGCAGCUAGUAGCCACAGAGUACUUAUUCAUUCAUUUCCCAGAUCAUCAUGAAGGACAUUUAACUUUGUUGCGAAGCUCUUUGGUGAACAACAGAACACAGGCGAAGGUGGCAGAGGAGCUGGGCAUGCAGGAAUACGCCAUCACGAAUGACAAAACCAAGAGGCCCGUGGCUCUUCGGACCAAGACCCUGGCAGAUCUUUUGGAAUCAUUUAUUGCAGCGCUGUACAUUGAUAAGGAUUUGGAAUAUGUUCAUACUUUCAUGAAUGUCUGUUUCUUUCCACGAUUAAAAGAGUUCAUUUUGAAUCAGGACUGGAAUGACCCCAAGUCCCAGCUGCAGCAGUGCUGUUUGACACUCAGGACAGAAGGCAAAGAGCCAGACAUCCCCCUCUACAAAACUCUGCAGACUGUGGGCCCUUCCCAUGCGAGAACCUACACCGUGGCUGUUUAUUUCAAAGGAGAAAGAAUUGGCUGUGGGAAAGGACCAAGUAUUCAACAAGCAGAAAUGGGAGCUGCGAUGGAUGCACUUGAAAAAUAUAACUUUCCCCAGAUGGCCCAUCAGAAGCGGUUCAUUGAACGGAAAUACAGACAAGAGUUAAAGGAAAUGAGGUGGGAAAGAGAGCAUCAGGAGCGGGAGCCAGAUGAGACUGAAGACAUAAAGAAAUAAAGGAGGCCAUGGAAGUGGCCGUGUGUGUUUACUUGCUUAAUAACUGUGACUGCUGCCCAUUGAGACCUAGCCUAGUUUUCCUGCAGACACUGAAUGGAGUGUGCCCAUUGAAAUGAAACAGUGUCAAAUCACCACUGUUGUUUUACUGAUGUGAUAUUCUGUUGUUAGCUGAGUGACCUUUAUUACAUAGUAUUUGAUUUCUGUGUAAUGGAAACCCUGAUGGUGGUGGAUGUGCAUUUAGUCCCUUAUGGUCCCCAAGCUCUUGGAUAAUAAAAUUCAAGAAAUCAUC
This is a messenger RNA of Ochotona princeps (American pika), 4674 nucleotides long. It is a transcript of the gene DROSHA, whose product is annotated as drosha ribonuclease III. The record is from RefSeq and is a predicted model, not a curated record. The transcript is spliced from 34 exons. NCBI's taxonomy places the organism in Eukaryota, Metazoa, Chordata, Mammalia, Lagomorpha, Ochotonidae. Gene Ontology annotation, cellular component: nucleus. Bases 393 to 4385 code for a protein of 1330 amino acids. Gene Ontology annotation, molecular function: double-stranded RNA binding; ribonuclease III activity. Gene Ontology annotation, biological process: rRNA processing; pre-miRNA processing; primary miRNA processing.